AUGGCUUCUAUUCUCACCAUCGGUGCUGGCGCCGCCGUCGCCGCUUUCCUCGGCCGUGCUGGUCUCGUCGCCUGGCGCCGCUCGCGCGGUGGUGUCGGGGCCAUGGGCAAGGCCUUUUACAAAGGAGGCUUUGAGCAAAAAAUGACCAAGAAGGAGGCGACUCUGAUCCUGUCUCUCAACGAGCGCUCCCUCACCAAGGACAAGGUCCGCAAGGCGCACCGCACAGCCAUGCUGCUCAACCACCCCGAUCGAGGCGGCAGCCCGUACCUGGCUACCAAAGUCAACGAAGCAAAGGAACUACUCGACAAGGCGGUAUAG
Cordyceps militaris CM01 is the source of this 318-nucleotide messenger RNA. Its product is annotated as mitochondrial DnaJ chaperone (Tim14), putative. NCBI's taxonomy places the organism in Eukaryota, Fungi, Ascomycota, Sordariomycetes, Hypocreales, Cordycipitaceae. Gene Ontology annotation, cellular component: PAM complex, Tim23 associated import motor. The transcript has 3 exons. Gene Ontology annotation, molecular function: ATPase activator activity. Gene Ontology annotation, biological process: protein import into mitochondrial matrix. The record is from RefSeq and is a predicted model, not a curated record. The coding region runs from base 1 to 318 and encodes 105 amino acids.